Messenger RNA from Vombatus ursinus (common wombat), 2547 nucleotides. Its product is annotated as vomeronasal type-2 receptor 26-like. Gene Ontology annotation, cellular component: membrane. Lineage: Eukaryota; Metazoa; Chordata; Mammalia; Diprotodontia; Vombatidae. Gene Ontology annotation, molecular function: G protein-coupled receptor activity. The record is from RefSeq and is a predicted model, not a curated record. Gene Ontology annotation, biological process: G protein-coupled receptor signaling pathway.
AUGCUCACUCCAAUUUUCCUGUUACUAAUCAUUGAGCUGCCCUUUUCUGUGUCGAGGACAGAAAAGUUCCUCUCCUUCCCACAGAGCAGUCCUCAUGUCUCCCAAGAUGGGGACCUGAUCAUUGGGGGAUUUUUCUCCCUAUAUUCUCUUGAAGUAAGCAGUUUCACAGGAUCUGAACAUCACAAGGCCUGCCAUACUUAUCAAUGGAUGCAUAAAAAUUACCAGCAAGUACUGGCUCUGAAGUUUUCUGUGGAGAUCAACAAGAACCCCAGUCUGUUACCCAACACUACCCUGGGAUAUCCCAUCUACAAUGCCUACCCUAGUGAUGCAAGGACCAUGGAGAGCUCCCUGAUGUGGCUGUCAGGAUCAAGCCACAUGAUACCCAAUUACAGCUGUUCAAGGCAGGACAAAUCUGUGGCUCUCAUUGGAGGAGCUACAUAUUCAUUAUCUGUCCAGAUGGGGACCCAGGUGGGAAUAAUGAAACUUGCAUCAAUCAGCUAUUGUCCAUUUGAUCCCAUUCUGAAUGACAAAGUCAAAUUUCCUUUUCUCUAUCAAAUGACUCCAAUGGACUCCUUUCUCCAUGUGGGUAUAGUCAGGCUACUGUUAUAUUUUGGCUGGAACUGGGUGGGGCUCGUUGCCCCAGAUGACAUGAGUGGUGAAACAUUCUUCUGGGAUAUGCAAACAGAGAUGUCCAGUAAUAAUGCCUGCGUAGCCUUUACAGAGAAGAUUGUUAGUGAGAGACGCCAUGCUGAAUCCCAUGUGGCUUUCAUGCCCAGGAUCCUGCAAUCAUCAGCCACAGUGAUUGUCAUUCAUGGGGAUUCAGAUACACUAAUGAUCCUGAGACAUUCACAGAAUCCUGCCUUUCUAGUAUUGAAGGUGUGGGUUGUCACAUCUCAUUGGGAUAUUACAGUUAGACCUCAUAAUUUAGUUGCAUACAGUUUUCAUGGGGCUUUAAUAUUUUCACAACAGACAAGAGAAAUUCCUGGAUUCAAACAUUUUCUCAGAUUAAUAAACCCUACUAAGUACCCUGAGGACACUUUCCUUAAGAGUUUCUGGCAAUCAGUUUUUAUGUGUACAGGUGAUCCCAUAGUAGUGGAAGGAGAGAAAUGUUCACCAAAUACUUCCUUGGAGAAUCUGCCUUUGCAUCAUUUUGACAUGACCAUGUCUGAACUGAGUUAUACCAUCUACAAUGCUAUGUAUGCAGUGGACUGGGCCCUUCAUGAAAUGUCCCUGAUCAGAUCAGAAAUAGAAUUUAUAGACAAUGAAGAAAGUCAUCUGGUACCUUGAUUCUAGCAGGUCCAUUCCUUCCUGAAGAACAUCCAAUUUAACAACAGUACUGGGUACCAGGUGGUUCUGGAUGAACAAAGAAAUUCCGUGGCUGAAUAUGAUAUUCUGAACUACCAAGCCUGCCCUGAUAAUCCUGAAGUUCUUGUGAAUGUUAGGAAGUUUCUGCCCCAGACUCCAUUUGGGCAUGAUUUCACCAUCUGUGAGGAGACAAUUGUGUGGGGCUGGAUUGAUUCAAAGGUGCUAAAGGCUAGGUGCAGUGAAAGUUGUGGCCUUGGAUUCAGGAAGCUGUCUCAAGACAGGGAACCUGUUUGUUGCUUUGAUUGUGUCCAGUGCCCAGAGGGGGAAAUUUCCAAUCAGAAGGAUAUGGACAACUGUGUGAAAUGCCCAGAAGGUAAGUUUCCAAAUGGAAUGAGAGAUGGCUGUCUCUCCAAGGUAGUGACCUUCCUCAAUACUGAAGAACCUUUGGGAUUUGUUCUGGCCUGUACUGCUCUUUUCUUCUGUCUCCUCACAGCUGUGGUCUUUGGGAUCUUUGUGAAGUACCAAGAUACUCCCAUAGUCAAAGCCAAGAACAGGAAUCUCAGCUAUGCUCUCCUUAUCUCCCUGUGCUUCUGUUUCCUCUGCUCCUUGCUCUUUCUUGGCCGCCCAUCCUCAGUAACAUGCCUCCUACGGCAGACGAUGUUUGCAGUUGUGUUUUCUGUGGCAGUUUCCUCAAUUCUGGCCAAAACUAUCACUGUGGUUCUGGCCUUUAAAGCGACAAGACCAGGAAACAGGAUCAGGAACUGGGUGAGCCCUAGAGUGUCCAUCUCUACUGUUCUCAUCUGCUCUCUGAUCCAGGUGACUUUUUGUUGCAUAUAGCUGGGAACUUCUCCCCCCUUUCCAGGUAUAGACAUGAAUUCUGAGCCUGGAUACAUCAUUAUGGAGUGUAAUGAGGGAUCUGUCAUUGCCUUCUACUGUGUCCUGGGCUACAUGGGCUUCCUGGCCCUUGGGAGCUUCAUCAUGGCCUUCCUGGCCAGGAACCUUCCUGACACCUACAAUGAAGCCAAGUUCAUCACCUUCAGCAUGCUGGUCUUCUGCAGUGUCUGGAUCUCCUUCUUCCCCACCUACCGGAGCACCAAGGGGAAGGCCAUGGUGGCUGUGGAAGUCUUCUCCAUCUUGAGCUCCAGUGCUGGGCUACUGGGUUGCAUUUUCAUUCCCAAAUGCUAUAUAAUCCUGCUGAGGCCAGAGAGAAACACUCAAGAAUCAUUAAAAAAAAAAAUGUGA